CCCUCCAGCCAGUACUUUUGCUGCUCCCAAGACAAUGCAAUAAUUCGAAUGAUCGGUGGCGAAAAAGCUGCAGACGUGUGGGUUCCACGGUUUGUUUUCAAUCGCAAAACAAUCUGCGCCGGCGUCACCUUAACUGCAGAAGCGGACCUCACGAGUGCGACAUGCCUCGAUGAUGACGAGCCACUGGAGGCAUUUGUGGUGGUGGAGAGCCACGGGCAGAACGAGCCGCCAGUGCAGGUGGCUCACAUCGACCGGUGCGUCAAGUUCGACAAGGAGCUGCAGCACGUGCACGACCUCAUGGUCUGCUUCCACCACUGCCAGUGGAACUUCAGCCAAGAUGUCUUUGUGCCCGGUGUGAACCUCGAGAAUGACGGGGUGGCCAGUGAAUCUGACGAACAGUGCAGUGUGAUGGGAUUUGGUCACGUGACUCCUGAGGGUGACAAGUGCAAUAUUCUGCAUACGAUGGAGAUUCAGAUGGGGACACCGCAAGAUUGUGGCUCCCACGAUGACAGCGUGCAGAACUACGUCUGUGGUGCAACUGCAGAGCAGCAGGAAUCCUGUGUGGUGAACAGUGGAGAACCUCUGCUGUGUCGGCACAACAGCUCCAAGUUUCGCAUCCGAGGCAUUUGCAAACAGGAGGACUGUUCGGCCCCUCAGAAGUACAGCAAGUUCCUCUUACUCAGCUACUACAGGGAGUGGCUCGAGAGGACAGUACCGGGCUUGGCUCCGUAUUCUGGACCUCAGGCAGAGCUGGGAGACCCGAAGUUAGAAGUGAGUGCAGUCGAUGUCGCUCCGGAGCAGAAACACCAGAAGACGAAUCGUGCCGAAGAAGAGGGCGAGAAGUGCCCGGUGCUCGCACAUCCACCACCUGUACACGUACACGGCCAUUUACCGAUCGAAGAGGCAGACUUCGGUCGAGCGGUACCUGCGACUGGCGACCGUACCUCUCAGAGCUCUACCGCGCCAAACGCUCUUCACUCCGGUGACGGAGAUGCACGAGAAAUACAGAAUUCUAGUCGAGCAGUCGAACAGCCUAUUUCCUCUGCUGACGUGCCACUGACCGAUCGACAGGAUUACCCCGGAAAUGCACAGUCUGCUUCUGUCAGUGGGGCAGCUCGUGAGCCCGACCUCCUAGAAGUACCUGCGGGAGAUGGCGGGUCCCACUCGAAUGCGACAUUUUCGGCUGCAGCCGGUGUGACUCCCACCGGAGUAUCACGUCCCGUUCCGUCCGUGUCACCCGAGGUGGGCAGUCGCGACACGGCCGACGACACCUCGCGAGAACAGAGCCUGCCGAAUUUUGUGAAAGAGUCACAUUCUGAUAACCGUGACACACCUCCAGCUGACAACCGAGUUUCUCUCGCCGACAGUCCCACACAGCUUUCCACCGAAGACCCGGCCUCGGUAAUUCCGCAGGAGCCUGUCGAUAGUGUAUCGAAUAUCACAGUUUUGCUGACAUCGUUAGCUGACGGUUGGUACCUCACAAAUGCCACAAAUUCUGUGCCACACCUGUCGGGCAACAACGAGACGGUAGAUCUCGAUCGACUGGAAAAGGUCAUCUCUGAAAAUGGGGCCCUCUUAAACUUUUCUUAUGUGGUGGACAGCUCAAAUUUACCUCUCCCAGGCUACAUAAACAGAUCAAUUGAAACAGUAGCAAAACUGCAUUCGUCAGCAGGUAACGAGUUAGCAAAGUCUAGUGUCGACUCGCCAAACAGUAUACUGUCCAGUCAGAUGAAAUCGACCGGUACGAAAUCGCCGGACAGUAUCGAGACGUCCGGUCAGAUCACAGCUGAAAGCUUUAAACCUCAAAAUGUACUUACAUCAGACGGUGAGACUCCUAUUCAGGAGACGGACAAUGAAAUUUUGGGGAAUCCGCCACACACUGACGGCCCGCACGACAGUGCGAGUAGCUCGGUCGCACCACUGCAGCAUCUUUCCACCGAGCCACCCCGGACAUCUGCAAACGGUCGGCCGGCAGCCCCUAACACUCUACCCCUGACUCCUUCACAGUGGGACUGGCUGAAGCAGAACGCUAUGCGAAUUCCAAAAAAUCCGUUGAAAAAUCCGAAAAUGCUAGGCAAAACACUGUUGAAACAACCGCACCGUAAAUAUGACCCUUUGACUAGAGAACGUUUUGCCGAAGAAUACGGGCACCGUGGAACGAAACAGGCGACGCCCGAUUCCGAAAGCUUGGGUUUCCCUGACGCUUACAGACAAAAAUGGUCAGCUCAGGUAAUGUCUUAUUCUCAUUUACAUCCGUCCUCCUACAGUGCGGAAGACCACGGGAAAAGUGUGAAGCUCGAUCCGUCACACACUCCCACAAAUGGUGUACCGAAGAGUGGCAUUUCCAGAAGAUCGGUGCACGACAAGAGCUUACGGCCGAAGAGCGACGUCCCGCACGUCACUCCGUCCGGAUUCCGUGACGGACCGGACGGCAGCCGGCCACGGAGGACUCUGACGGACAGAGAAACUCGCUCCGGUGAAGCCGACACUCAAAUUAGGGGAAACGUAUUUGCGAGGGAGGGUCUUCCCGGGGAUGUCCGACACGCUUACCCUACAUUCGGUUCUCCCUCGCGGACGGGUGAAACGAAAGAGAGGGGACACUCGUCUCCGUCUGAAAACCGGAGGCAACCGGAGGGUACCUUCUUCGGAGUGGCGUCAUCUUCGGCCAAAAAUCGACUGAAACGUUCCGGCGAGCACGACGAGAGUGCAGUGUGGAACACACUGCUCGCAGACCUCGCAAACUGGCCGGCCAGUGUCGGGAUCGCGCCAUCCGAGUUGACCCCGCCCGUGUCAUUCCUGACGUCGGUAAAUGAAUCUUACCCUCACACAGUGAGUGGCCCCCCACGCAGGUCGUUCUACUGGUACUUUAAGUUACUGAGGGCUUUUAUGCCAGGUGGGAAUGUCGCUCGGCGGAUAGACUUGUACAAGAAGAAGCUGAUUUGGGGACCUCCGAUCACUUACGACGAAUUCGCACCGCUCAAACCGCUGAAUAAGGAUGUCGAAGAUGACGAGCAAAAUCGGGCAGACGAACGUGGUGACGGAAUUCAACAUCGAGCUGCAAAUGAAAAUACCACGACUACAGAGGUGCCUGAAGAUAGGCAGUUCGGUGGCCCUGAUGGACUUGCUCCGGGAACAGUUGCAUACGAACACAUUCCCAGACAGGUGCGUGAAGUUAAAAAUGACUUUCUGACGACCCCUGGUGCUGGAAUACAGCACGGAAGAGAUGUUGACUUUGUCAGUACUGAACUGGUGGGGAAGGAUGAUAGCCGUACUGCAGGAAACCGUACCGAUAGCUACAGUGGAUCGGCAAACGGUGCAGAUGUUUCGGAUCGUACAGACAGUGGAAUUUCCGUGGGGACAGUUGAAGUGGGAAAAGAAACCACACUUUCCACAGUUGAUACACAAAAAGAGACCACACUUCCCACAGUCGACACGAGAAAAGAGACUGCACUUCACACAGUCGACACACGAAAAGAGACUGCACUUCCCACAGUCGACACACGAAAAGAGACUGCACUUCCCACAGUCGACACACGAAAAGAGACUGCACUUCCCACAGUCGACACACGAAAAGAGACUGCACUUCCCACAGUCGACACACGAAAAGAGACUGCACUUCCCACAGUCGACACACGAAAAGAGACUGCACUUCCCACAGUCGACACACGAAAAGAGACUGCACUUCCCACAGUCGACACACGAAGAGAGACUGCAUUUUCCACAGUCGACACACGAAGAGAGACCGCACUUCCCACAGUCGAUACACGAAGAGAGACCGCACUUCCCACAGUCCAUAUACGAAAAGAGACCGCACUUCCCACAGUUGAUACAGCUAGAAAGACCACGCUUUUCACAGUCGAUACACGAAAAAGUAGUUCAGUUUCCACAACUCAUCCACAAAAAGAGAUCACAGUGUCUUCAGUUGAUACACAAAGAGGCACCUCAGUGCCUACAGCUGCAGGACAACCGAGCUCACAGCCCACGGUCAGUACCAGUAAACUGAUCCUGUGGCCUACCGUUAAGAGGAGGAUAGAGGCUGUACAACACAGUGAAGAGAAAUAUUCUGCUUCAUUUACUGGUGAUGACGAAGAGGGAGACAGUGAGAAUCAAAACCAGGAGCAGGCAGAGUUUUAUGAUAAAAUAAAGCAAUUAGGAGCAGACGAUGGCACGAAUGCUGCACAGAAAGUGGCUUCCAUUUUUGGUGUAGCACUCACCUUGGUGCUCACGUGGAUUUCCGUGCCACAAAUUUAAGAAUGCGUACCCAAAUAAGCGUUAAAAUAAAUAGUUCAAUUUCCUAAUAUAAAUUUGCUUGAUGUCUGUAUUGUGGGGCGUUCUGUGCCUGUAAUGUGCUGAAAGUUUGUUUGUAUAAUUAAUUUUUAUAUGAAAUUUUUGGGUUUGGUUCACUGUUUUAAUAAAAACUGAAUAUCUCAAUAAAGUUAUUUGUCAUGUCA
Schistocerca nitens (vagrant locust) is the source of this 4451-nucleotide messenger RNA. RefSeq lists its product as uncharacterized. Gene Ontology annotation, biological process: proteolysis. Bases 49 to 4251 code for a protein of 1400 amino acids. Gene Ontology annotation, molecular function: serine-type endopeptidase activity. The record is from RefSeq and is a predicted model, not a curated record. Lineage: Eukaryota; Metazoa; Arthropoda; Insecta; Orthoptera; Acrididae. The transcript has 8 exons.